GUGUUUAUGCCAACCAAGUUUUGUGACUAUGUACUUUUACCAAUAUUCCGUUUUUUUCAUUAAGAGAUCGUUAACGUUUAUUAAACGAUGUAAAUAACGAAUCUAAGAUUCGUUGGAGUUUGUUGCAGCGCGCUUCUCACCAGUUCGGUUGCACUAGACUUGUUGGCAUUCUCAUCGUUUAACCUACCAAAUUAUCUUGUUAAUUAAAUGAAUUUCCACGUAUUAGGUUUUCAGAGAAAUAGAUUAAUUUCAGUGUUGACUUUUUACGAUAAUUAAGUUUACCGUAUGAAACGUGUUUAGCCGAAUUUUUUUGAGUCUGUCGUACGAAAUGAUAGAAUGAGAUGCGAGGUCCUUUUAGAACAAAUAGAAAAGCAUUAGAACGGAAUUGAAACAGUGUAUCGCCGAAAAUGAGUGAGAGUACACCAGUUAAUGAUAUGCCUGAAAGCAAUGGUGGGUCUGAACAGGCUGCGUACAACGGAGAAGCAGAGGAACAUGCAAACAAAUCACCGGCGAGUGUGGAAGACAAAACACCUGAUUCUGUAUGCGACAACGGAGUCAAAAAGAGUAACGCGAUUCCCGUAGUUGUGAGCAAUACUAAUAUCACAACGAGUAGAGCUAAAAAGAGGAAAAAAGCUCCCAGAGAUGCCACUGCCCCUAAACAACCAUUGACCGGCUACUUUAGGUUUCUAAACGAUCGGCGAGAGAAAGUAAGAAGCGAUAAUCCAACCCUCUCGUUCGCCGAGAUUACAAAACUCCUCGCGUCAGAAUGGAGUAAUCUGCCUGCUGAUCAGAAACAGCAGUAUUUAGAUGCGGCUGAGCAAGAUAAGGAACGUUAUAAUCGCGAAUUUAGCGACUACAAACAGACGGAAGCGUACAGAUUGUUCAGUGAGAAACAGUCUUCCGAGAAACAGCAAGAAACUAAAAAGGAAAGGAACGGGACUGAUAUAAGUUCCGAACAAAAUGAUAUUCAACAAGAUAAAGAUAACGACUUUACGGGUUUCGAUAUACCUAUUUUUACAGAGGAAUUUUUGGAUCAUAACAAAGCGUGCGAGACGGAGUUGAGACAAUUGAGGAAAGCUACUUCGGAUUACGAGGCUCAAAAUGCGGUGCUUCAACGACACGUGGAUAGUUUGCACGCGGCCGUGAAUCGCUUGGAAUCUGAAACAAACCAACAACGUACAACAAAUCAGGCCUUACAGCGUCAUUUGGAUUCGCUUCGUUCUCAGCUAGCUGGCUGUUUCGCCACGGUAGCUCUGCCAGGUACGAUUUAUUACGAUAAUUGUUUUAAUCGGUAUCGUUCGCGUUAUACAUUAUGCUGUUUUUCGUCUUUAGGAACAAACGAAGGUGCAACGUUGCAGAAUAUAGAUAGUUACGUUGAGAGACUAGAAUCGUUAUUGAACAGCAACGCUGAAUUGUCUUUAAGAAAUGCUGUCAGCAAAGCCGUGUCCCGUUUCGAAUUAAUUGGAUGACGAUCGCCAACCGGUAGUACAACUACUACAAUAAAACAUCAUCGUUCAAGACAUUCACAUCGAAAAUAAACAGAAAAUUUUGUUCUUUUUUUACGAAUUUUAUAAGAUAUGGAUUUUUUCUUGAUUGGGCCCAGCCCACGGUUUAAUAAUCAAUACGCUGUAUUUGUAUUUUACAUUGACGCACUGGUCGAAUUAUGGUUUUAGAAUCAUGUAUUGUGUUUUUUUAAAAUCAGUAAUUUAUAAGUGCUAAUUACAUGCAAUUAUGUUACAAUCAUCCGUUUCUGCAAUUUAUAUGUAAUCAAUUUGUAGCGUGAAAAGGUGUCGUUACGAUACUAUUGAAUAUUUAUUAAUAAAAUUUUUUAAUUUACCACUUA
This is a messenger RNA of Ceratina calcarata, 1843 nucleotides long. It is a transcript of the gene Hmg-2, whose product is annotated as High mobility group protein 2. The coding region runs from base 408 to 1469 and encodes 353 amino acids. NCBI's taxonomy places the organism in Eukaryota, Metazoa, Arthropoda, Insecta, Hymenoptera, Apidae. Gene Ontology annotation, cellular component: nucleus. The transcript is spliced from 5 exons. The record is from RefSeq and is a predicted model, not a curated record. Gene Ontology annotation, biological process: regulation of gene expression.